AUGUCAGAGCAACUUGUCACAGGGUCCGCUAUCCAUCUUGCAGCCAGCCGCGGCCACAGAUGGCUAGUUGAGAUGCUCCUAGACAGGGGAGCCAGCAUUGAGAGCAUGGUUCAGAGGGAUGGCUUGCCCUACGACAACGUCAUCCAUGUUGCUGUUUGGAAAGAAGGGCGUGGUGGGGAUAAAGACAUGAUCAGCUUCCUGUGUGCUCGGGGAUCAGACAUUGCCAGCACGAGAGCCGACGGGGGGUCAUGCUUGCACGUUGCCUUUAUGACAGGCAACGAAGCAACCAUACGCGCAGUGCAAGACCAGAUGGAAGAAGAUGGUUGCAACACACAUGAAUUUCUUUAUGAUGAUUCUUCUUCGGCUGAGCGGACAGAGACUCCGCUCGAGCUGGGUAUCAAAGCUGGGAAGUUGAGCCAGGAAGCCCUUGCCGCUCUGGCGCCCCCGCACCUCAGCAGCCUAAGGGUGUUCAUUCACCAUGCGCCGGAGUGCAUUCCUUCCUUUAUGGUGCGUCUCAUGCGUGCCGAAUCGGACAGAGGUGUGACCGUCUCUGGAGGUGUGGCAGAUGUGCUUUUUGACAAGCUGUCUUCACUGGACAUUGCCCGCUUGAUUCUUGACUUCCCGGAGGCUUUUGCUUCCUUGCUAAACGUUUGCACAACAAGGCCGGCAGUAGUGUGCCCAGGUUGGCAUCCGCUACCGCAGCGCAUGUCCUUCGCCGGCCAACAUGUUUUCACGAGGAUGUAUGUUUGGCUUUUUGGGGUGCCUUCAUUUGUAACCUUUUACGUGCAGGACACACAAUGGGAAUUUAAUGACGCCACAUAUUCAGCUCCAGCGUGGCACCAACAGAUUACAGCCCAGAAGUCUGCUCCGUACAAAGAUGUCAAGAUUCAGGUUUGCCGGCUUCCAAAUAUCAUCUCGCCCAAAGUCUUUGCACCGCUUGUUCGGAGUGCAGACCAAGGCCAAUUCCUUCACUUGGUUCCCGCAAUCCGCGCAGCAGUGUCCCAUACUUUCUGGAACGGUGCUGUGUGGAUGGAAGUUUCUCAGUUCAUCCUUGCACUCUGGGGCCUCAUCCUUCUUGUUAUAGAGACCUUGCACAAGCACGAGGCGGCUAUGGCGGCUAUGGGAAGUGAUAGGGAGAUGACAGAAGAGGCAUUUGACCCAAGCUAUGCUGCCGACAGCCUGACGCAUGGCGUGGUUGCUGACUGGAUCAUUGCAAAAGGCAUCGUUGACCUUUUGCUGGAGCUUGUGCAGAUCUGGGGCUGUGAUCUGGUAGGGGAACUACGCAGCUAUGCCACCCUUGGCAACAUUUGGGACUUGAGCCGCAGCAUCAUUCCCAUCUUGCCAUUGGUCCUCCAUGGGCACCGCUGCUUGCGCCUGCUGGUCGUGCUGAUUUACUGGGCGCGCCUGCUCGAGGGGUUGACCCUCUCGGAGGCGAUGGGACAUGCUCUAGUCCCGCUUCAGAAGCUCUUGAAAGGUUUGCUGCCUGCCUUGGUCUUCACAAUGCUCUCCUUCGCCGCGCUAACGCAUGCCAUGUUGACAGUGCAGCUGGAAGCCACAAGGUUAUGGCCACAGACCCUUUUCAUGACUUUCACCACUUUUUUGUCUCAGGGACUGCCAGAAGAUUCUCCCAGUGACAGUCUUGAGCUCUUGGUGCUUUGUGGUGGCAUACUCUUCUUUUCCAUCUUCGUCCUCAACAUCUUUGUUGGUGUCAUCAAUGAUCGCUAUCAAUUUGAAAGGGAACGUGCUGCUCUCAGCUUCGCCAACCUCCGUGCUUCAUCGUGUUUGACUUACCUCUUCCGAGUGUGUGUGCUUCCCUGCCAGAUUGUCAAUGGCUUUGUGGGUUCAGUCGUGGCAGUUGUGUGCAUCGUUCUAAUGUUCUGUCAACAAGUGAUGGCCCUUGUCUACGGUAAGCAGCUGCCAGGAUAUUUGCAGCUCGUUGCCUUGUUGGGGUGCCAGGUGACUCUCUCCAUAGCUGCUCUCUCCAUAGCUGCGUUUCAAUGCAUGGGAAGUGCUGAUGAUACGAUCGUUUCCGACCUCAUGGAAGCCCAGAAAGACGGCUACAUCGUGGCAUACCCAUGCAAGAGGUACCUUUGGAUUUGUGAGACCCGCGAAGGUCAUAUCCAGAGCUCAAGCAGCACGGGGGGUCAGACAGAUUCAAUACUCCAAGGGGACUUGCCUGGAGGGGAGAUGCUAGAUGAACAGCUGGACACCUACAUGAUGGCGAUCCGUGAAGUAAUCCGGGAAGAGUUCCAAGUCCUUCAAGAUCGCAAGGACUGUUUUGAUCAUUCUCCCAGGCCCACCCUGCUCACUGGACCUCGUCGACGCUUUCCUUUUCGGUCCAAGCAGCGCUCGGUCGCUACGAUGCGAGAAGAGCUGGACACACUGCGAGAGAGCCAUGCCAGGUUGCUCGAGGAAAACGCGACGCUGCGGAAGAAAGCCGAGGUGGACAUUCCUCAUUGGGCGUCUGAAGUGCGGGAAGUGGCCGCGCAACUGGAGGAGUCUGCGCAGCCCAUCGCUACAGUGCCUUUAGGGGAACGGCUCUUGGGCUACGUGCAGCGUCUGGCUGAAGCUGAGGCGGGCCUCCGUGGGCUGCGCGGGGCACCAUACCGAGAGGAGCUAGAAGAGCUCAAGAAAGCGUUUGCUCAACACCUGGAAGAAGGACAACGCCGGGAGCUGGCCUUGCGUCACGAAGUCCAACGGCUGCAAGGGAUGCUGCCCGAGUCUCCCAACUCCGUGCUCUGA
Durusdinium trenchii is the source of this 2742-nucleotide messenger RNA. Lineage: Eukaryota; Dinophyceae; Suessiales; Symbiodiniaceae. The record is from the annotation of a GenBank genome assembly.